UUGAAACGAAAUCGCACAGCAUAACCAACUAGUGCACAAAAUAUCUUAAAACAAGAUGUCGUGUGGUGUCGUGUGUGUAUUUAUUAUAUUUAUCUGUCAAAAUGGAUUAUUACAAUUAUCGAAUGCUGAAGAAAAUGCUACUACAACAGCUGAACAACCCACAACUAAAUCAUCUACACAAGAGUCACUUGCACAGGAUCCACCUGCAGAAGACCCAACUACACAGAAACCGACUGCAAUAAAUGCAACUGCAUUGAAUGCAACUACACAGGACUCACCUGAAUCAGAUUCUUCUACGAAAGGUCCUAAACAGGACCUACUUACAGUGGACCCACCUUCACCAAAAUCCCCAACCAAAGACGGAAAUACGACAGACAACUUAAAACAGAAUGAUGAAGUUGUGUCGUCCAAUGAACCACCAAAGUUAGUAUCACUUGUGGAAGAUGAAUUACCAACACAAACAAAAAAUGAUAGUAAAGUUACACCCACAGCAACAUCGCCACAAACAGCAGAAGAUGAAACAAAAAUAGAAGAGACGUCGUCUACUAAAGCAAAUAGUACUGACGCUUUAUCAACAGAUAAAGAAUCAAAGAAAACCGAUGAAGAUGAACCAGGUACAAAAGACGCUGAGAAAGUCAAAACAGAAAUAAAAUCUGGCAAUAAGGAAAACAACGAUGUAGAAUUGAGUACUAUUGCACCUCCAAAAGGUAUUUUGGACUUCAGCCUUUUUGGUUCUGUUAUUAAUAACGAAACCCCAUAUCGCAGAGCUCCAAUGAGCUAUGUUGAAGUUCGAGACGACAUUGAAAGGGUGGUAUCCAAAGGCGUCGAUUCAGCGAAGGAUAUUGCAGGUGGAGCAUACAAUGUGAUGAGGUCUGCCUUCUCCAAUGUUAUAAACAAAUAGUUAUCUACCUACAACUAUAUUUUUUGUUUAUGCGACACCUAAAUAUAUCGUUAAUGCUUAAUUUUGAUUAAGUAACUGAGCCAAUUUUUUUAUCUUUAUUUUGGUCAAUUCCUACAAUAAUUAAUUCAAUAGAUAUAUCUAUUCCUAGCAGGGCCCACAGUAAAGU
Spodoptera litura is the source of this 1067-nucleotide messenger RNA. NCBI's taxonomy places the organism in Eukaryota, Metazoa, Arthropoda, Insecta, Lepidoptera, Noctuidae. The record is from RefSeq and is a predicted model, not a curated record.